AUUUUCUCAACUGCUCUGACCUUGAUGAUGAAGAAGAGGAGGAGAAAGAACAAGCAGAAGAGGAAGAAGAUGAACAGAAGAGGGAUGAGCAGGAGAAGGAACAAGAGAAGGAAGACGAGACAAGGGACUUUGCUGAGAGUGAUGAGUGUGAGGACGAUGUUAUAGAAAUCAUUGUCGAGGCCCCUGAAGGCUUCCGGAAUGAGGACUGUCCUCCUCUAGAUGCAGACUGCAGCUCUGAGGAGGAGGAGAGUAGCGAGCAGCUGCAGGCCUCCAGUGAGACAAAGGAAGAGCAAGAGGAAGAGAAGGAGAAAGUGGAAGACAAGAAGGAGGAGGAGCAGGUUACAGAGAUGGACAUCCCUGCCACACAGGAGCAUGGUCAUUUCUAUGGAGGGUGAAGGCGUUUCCAUUGAGACCGCUCAGGUCGAGGGUCUCCAGGACAGUGGGGAGGGAGCAGAGCUGCUCCAGACUGCAGAGGCUUCCCUGGUGGAGGGGGGUGUGGCACCCCAAGAGGUGACGGGGAAUGUUGAAAUGAUGGUGAUGGACACCCUGGACUCGACCCUUGACCCUGCCCUGCUACAGAUGAAGACUGAGGUCCUUGAAGGGGGCGGAACAGUGACGGUCACCGGGGGAGACGAGGGACAGAUCAUCACCCUGCAGGUGGUGAACAUGGAGGGGAACAUGGAUCAGACGAGUGCAGCACUGGGGCUUGGACAGCUGCAGCUGGUGCAGGUCCCUGUCACUACAGCCACCGUGGAAGAGCUCCAGGUCAGCUUCGUUGACGCCUCAGCAGGCAAUACUGAGGCAGAGCCGGUGAUCUGCCACACCCUCCCUCUGCCCGAGGGCUUCCAGGUGGUGAAGGUGGGGGCGAAUGGAGAGGUGGAGACAGUUGAGCAGGAAGAACUGCAGGCAGCCCAGGAUGAGCUCCAGGUGAUCCAUGGGGAGGAGGAGGAGGAGGAGGAGGAGGAAGCUGAGCCCCAAGUAGAGGACCAGACAUGGUCAAAAGACCCAGAUUACCAACCAACUGCUGGCAUCCGCAAGGGGAAGAAGGGCAAGAAGAGCCGCCUGCGUUACGGGGAGGGGGAGCGAGACAUGGACGUGUCUGUGUAUGACUUUGAGGAGGAGCAGCAGGAGGGGAUGCUCUCUGAGGUCAAUGCUGAGAAGGUUGUGGGCAACAUGAAGCCGCCCAAACCCACUAAGAUAAAAAAGAAAGGUGUGAAGAAGACGUUCCAGUGUGAGCUGUGUAGCUACACCUGCCCCCGGCGCUCUAACCUGGACCGCCACAUGAAGAGCCACACAGAUGAGAGGCCACACAAAUGCCAUCUGUGUGGGAGGGCCUUCAGAACGGUCACACUGCUGAGGAACCACCUCAACACACACACAGGCACUCGUCCUCAUAAAUGCCAAGAUUGUGACAUGGCAUUUGUGACCAGUGGAGAGCUGGUGCGUCAUCGUCGCUACAAACACACAUUCGAGAAACCCUUCAAGUGCUCCAUGUGUGACUACGCUAGUGUGGAGGUGAGUAAGCUGAAGAGACACAUCCGCUCCCAUACAGGCGAGAGGCCCUUCCAGUGCAGUCUGUGCAGCUACGCCAGCCGAGAUACCUACAAACUGAAGAGACACAUGAGGACACACUCAGGUGAGAAGCCAUAUGAGUGCUACAUCUGCCAUGCUCGUUUCACGCAGAGCGGCACCAUGAAGAUGCACAUCCUGCAGAAGCACACAGAGAAUGUGGCCAAAUUCCACUGCCCCCACUGUGACACAGUCAUCGCCCGUAAGAGCGACCUGGGUGUGCACUUGCGGAAGCAGCAUUCGUUCAUGGAGAUGGGCAGGAAGUGUCGUUACUGUGACGCUAUGUUCCACGAGCGUUACGCACUCAUCCAGCACCAGAAAUCCCACAAGAACGAGAAGCGCUUCAAGUGCGACCAGUGUGACUAUUGCUGCAGACAGGAGCGUCACAUGAUCAUGCACAGACGCACACACACAGGGGAGAAGCCGUACGCCUGCAGCCAAUGUGAGAAAACUUUCCGGCAGAAGCAGCUGCUGGACAUGCAUUUCAAACGUUACCAUGACCCCAACUUCAUCCCCACUGCCUUCGUCUGCAGCAAGUGUGGCAAGACCUUUACUCGCAGGAACACCAUGCUACGUCACGCAGAGAACUGUAACGGAGAGAACACCGGCGAUGAGAACGGAACCCCACCCAAGAAAGGCCGCCGCGGCAGGAAGAGGAAGAUGCGCUCCAGACGGGAUGACGACGAUGACGACACCGAGCCUGAGCUGGAUGACAUUGAGGAAGAGGAGGAGGAGCUGCUAGCUGAGAUUGAGGUGGAGCAGGCACCACCGGUUGUCCCUGUCCCUGCCCCUGUUGGCCCGCCAGCCAAGAGGAAACGUGGAAGACCUCCCAAGGCCAAACCUGCCCCAACGGCGGCAAUCAUCCGGGUGGAGGAUGAGACCACAGGCGAGGUGGAUGACAUCAUCGUGAAGAAAGAGAUGAAAGCCGAGCAGGCGAGCCAGGAGGAAGAAGCUGUCGAGGAUGAGGAGCCAGCAGUAGAGGUGGAGCAUGCCAAAGGAGAACCUGCCAAUCAGGUAGAAGAGUCACUCCAGGGGGAAGAGGUGGUGCAGGAAAUGGCACUGUCUGUCACAGAGGGUCCCCCCAACGGUGACCUCACUCCUGAAAUGAUUCUCAGUAUGAUGGACCGGUGAUGAAGUCUCUGUCUACAUCUAACAAUACAAAGUGUCCCCUAUCUGUACACUAACAUACACCCCAUUGUACCCACUAUCAAACAUACACGUAUACCACACAUGCACACCCCAGUUAUAACCUGAGAUCUUUCUCUGAUGUUGAUGAUGCCUGGGACAUGUCUAAAAAUACCUUCAGCCCAUUCUAUUUUUUUAAGAGCUUAUUUUUCUCUCUUGCGAUCUCUAUCUACAUCCUACUGCGAAACCCCUGACACCCUCAUGUUGAAUUAUGUUUGUAUACAGAAUGUAGAUAACAUUAUGCAGUCUGUUGUCACUGGAAAAGAUGUAAGGAGAGGGAGGUGGUUUACAUCAUGAUGAUGUCUUAUGUCAAAUCAUGUGCUCAUUCUGCUAUCAAUUAUGUUCUAUAGGCCCUCCAGAAUGCCUUCUCUGUUGCAUAUUUUGGCCCACAUUUGAUCUUUUCAUGUUGGCCCUCUUGUGCUCUGUUGUCUGUCUGAAAACAAUUAUCAUGUGCUUUCACCCAUGGAAUUAGCUGUUCGGGGGUCAAAGGUUAGGGGGGUAGGAGGACCUGAAAUAUUCUGCUUUUACAAAAUGUGAUGCUGUUUUCAAAUGAAACAUAAUACCUUACUCUUGUUAAUUAAAGCUUUUAGAAUGUAUUUGUUUUUUGGUUUAAUGCUUUUUUCUUUUGUACCAUCGAAAUUAAAUGCUAGGGGGCUUGACUGGCAAGAUAUGAUUGGAGGGGUGGGAGAAUGUUUGACUGUGCAGCCAAUAAUACAAAUAAAAAAAGAUCAACCUA
This is a messenger RNA of Oncorhynchus tshawytscha (Chinook salmon), 3490 nucleotides long. Its product is annotated as transcriptional repressor CTCF. Gene Ontology annotation, biological process: regulation of transcription by RNA polymerase II. The record is from RefSeq and is a predicted model, not a curated record. Lineage: Eukaryota; Metazoa; Chordata; Actinopteri; Salmoniformes; Salmonidae. The transcript is spliced from 15 exons. Gene Ontology annotation, molecular function: RNA polymerase II transcription regulatory region sequence-specific DNA binding; DNA-binding transcription factor activity, RNA polymerase II-specific. Bases 220 to 2700 code for a protein of 826 amino acids. Gene Ontology annotation, cellular component: nucleus.